This is a messenger RNA of Acinonyx jubatus (cheetah), 4417 nucleotides long. RefSeq names its product RAD50 interactor 1 (gene RINT1). Lineage: Eukaryota; Metazoa; Chordata; Mammalia; Carnivora; Felidae. Gene Ontology annotation, biological process: retrograde vesicle-mediated transport, Golgi to endoplasmic reticulum; regulation of ER to Golgi vesicle-mediated transport; endoplasmic reticulum to Golgi vesicle-mediated transport. The coding region runs from base 161 to 2638 and encodes 825 amino acids. The transcript has 14 exons. Gene Ontology annotation, cellular component: Dsl1/NZR complex. The record is from RefSeq and is a predicted model, not a curated record.
UGGGAGGAGAGGAAGAAAUCAGAGAGACGGCGAGGGGAAGUAGAGGUGGCGCCCAGCCCCACGGUCUCCCAGGGAGAGCCGGUGUCUGGCCGCUGGCCUCAGCGGAACUCUACAAGCCACGCUGGCUGCUCAUGGAGCCGAGGACUCGCGCGGAGACGGGAUGCUCCCGGCCGCCGAGAUCGGCAAGGCGCCGGCAGCCCCGUGCUGCUCUGAAAGUGGUAACGAAAGGAAGGACGUCGAGGAGAAAAAUGACAUAAAUAUUGCAGCUCUUUUUGGAAAUGAACAAGUCAGUGAAGAUACAAAUAAUGGUGAUCUCACUUCCUACGUGUCUGCAUUUAUAGAAAAAGAAGUUGGAAAUGACCUUAAAUCUUUAAAGAAACUUGAUAAACUCAUAGAACAGAUGACAGAAAAUAAAAUGCAGUUAGAAGAACAGGUACUUACAAUUUCAUCAGAAAUCCCUAAAAGAAUUCAGAGUGCCUUAAAAAAUGCAGAAGAAUCAAAGCAAUUUCUUAAUCAGUUUCUGGAGCAAGAAACUCAUCUCUUCAGUUCCAUUAACAGCCAUUUGCUGACCGCACAGCCCUGGAUGGAAGAUCUGGGGGCCAUGAUUAACCAAAUUGAAGAGAUUGAGCGCCAUCUUGCUUACCUUAAAUGGAUUUCACAAAUUGAAGAACUAAGUGAUAACAUUCAGCAAUAUCUGAUGACCAAUAACGUCCCAGAGGCAGCCUCUACUCUGGUGUCUAUGGUGGAACUUGACAUCAAGCUUCAGGAAUCAUCUUGUGCUCAUCUUCUUGCUUUCACGAGAGCCACUGUUAAAUUCUGGCAUAAGAUCCUCAAGGACAAACUUACAAGUGAUUUUGAGGAAGUUUUAGCCCAGCUUCACUGGCCAUUCAUCACACCCCCCCAGUCUCAGACUGUUGGCUUGAGUCGCCCAGCAGGUGCCCCUGAGAUAUAUAGUAACCUGGAGACACUGUUUUGCCAGCUUCUGAAACUGCAAACCUCAGAUGAAUUACUUACUGAGCCAAAACAACUUCCAGAAAAAUACUGUCUUCCUGCAUCCCCGUCUGUCAUCCUGCCCAUCCAGAUUAUGCUGACUCCCCUUCAGAAAAGGUUCAGGUAUCACUUCCGAGGGAACCGACAGACUAAUGUUAUAAGCAAGCCUGAAUGGUACUUGGCUCAGGUACUUAUGUGGAUUGGGAAUCACACUCAGUUUCUGGAUGAGAAGAUUCAGCCAAUAUUAGACAAAGUAGGCCCUUCGGUAAAUGCAAGGCUUGAAUUUUCCCGGGGCCUCAUGAUGCUCGUUCUUGAGAAGUUAGCUGCAGACAUCCCAUGUCUGCUCUAUGAUGACAAUCUCUUCUGUCAUCUGGUGGAUGAGGUGCUUUUGUUCGAAAGGGAGCUGCACAGUCUUUAUGGCUAUCCCAGCACUUUUGCCAACUGUAUGCAUAUUCUGUCAGAGGACACCUGUUUUCAGAGGUGGUUGACUGUGGAGAGAAAAUUUGCUCUUCAAAAAAUGGACUCAAUGCUUUCAUCAGAAGCUGCUUGGAUAUCCCAAUAUAAGGAUAUCACUGAUGUGGAUGAGAUGAAAGUUCCAGACUGUGCAGAAACUUUUAUGACACUACUCUUGGUUAUAACUGACAGAUAUAAAAAUCUUCCCACAGCUUCCAGAAAGCUACAGUUCCUGGAGUUACAGAAGGACUUAGUAGAUGAUUUCAGGAUACGGUUAACUCAGGUGAUGAAAGAAGAGACUAGAGCUUCCCUUGGCUUUCGAUACUGUGCAAUUCUCAAUGCUGUGAACUAUAUCUCAACAGUACUAGCAGACUGGGCUGACAAUGUUUUCUUCCUGCAACUUCAGCAGGCAGCACUGGAGGUCUUUGCAGAGAAUAACACCCUCAGUAAAUUGCAGCUGGGACAGCUGGCCUCUAUGGAGAGUUCUGUCUUUGAUGACAUGAUUAACCUACUGGAGCGUUUAAAGCAUGACAUGUUGACCCGCCAAGUAGACCAUGUUUUUAGAGAAGUUAAAGAUGCUGCAAAAUUGUAUAAAAAAGAAAGGCGGUGCGGUCUUGGUCCCUCGCAGGUGGCUGUCGCUGCCGUCGCAGUCGGAGCAGGCGGUGAUGUCCCUGUCCAGCUCGGCCUGCCCGCUGCUGCUCACCGUGAGAGACCGCUUACUCCAGCUGGAGGAGCAGCUUUGCUUCUCCUUGUUCACAGUCUUCUGGCAGGUGCUUGUGGAGAAGCUGGAUGUGUACAUCUACCAAGAAGUAAGCAAGAGCGGGCGGCGUUCCGGGGCCCUGAUGGCAAAGGCACGUGUGACACGAACUGCUCUUUGUUUCAGAUCGUUCUUGCCAAUCAUUUCAACGAGGGAGGGGCAGCUCAGCUCCAGUUUGAUAUGACUCGGAACCUGUUCCCCCUGUUCUCCCGCUAUUGCAAGAGGCCAGAAAAUUACUUCAAACAUGUCAAAGAAGCGUGUAUUGUUUUGAAUCUGAACAUUGGCUCUGCCCUCCUUCUGAAAGACGUCCUGCAGUCAGCCUCAGGGCAGCUUCCUGCCACCGAGGCCUUAAACGAAGUUGGAAUUUACAAACUGGCUCAACAAGAUGUUGAGAUUCUACUUAAUUUGAGGACAAACUGGCCUAACACGGGAAAAUAAAGCAUCUUUUCCUGUUUUGGAGUUUUGGUGUUUAACAAAGAGGAGGCCAACUGGAUGUCAAGUUAUGGGACGAAGUUCUGAGUUAAUGAAACUGGACAGUUGAAAACUUUAUGGAAUCAUUUAUUAUCUUGGACUGAUGGCAUUAUUAAAACACUGCCCAUAUUUCCUCCAUCCUCUUGUUCCUAAGAAAACAAAACCAGAAAACUCAGAAGUCAGGAAAACUCCGAGUAAUUCCAUUUACAAAUGUAAAUGCUAAGUAUGUCUGUUGAACAAGAUACAAGAGCAGAGAAUAAUAAAUUACAAGCAAUUUUCAAUUUCCUGUGCUAAUUAAGGGAGACUGUUGUAGAUAAUCAAACACAGCAAAUACAUUAAAAAAAAAAUCACUUUAUAUGUUCAUAAUUGAAGUUCCCGUAUCUGGUUUGGAAAUUCACUGUCUUUCCUCUAAGAAAACAUUAUGAGGUGGUGACCAAAAUAGAAUUGCUCUCAUAUUCCACAAAUGAUCCUUCCUAAUUCCAUUCCAGGACAGUGGGCAGGCAGCCUUUUCUUUUGGAUGAAACAUUUCAGGCCAGGGCACUGUGUUUCAGUCUCUCCCCGGGGCAAGGAUGGGAAUUAAACAGUUUUUGUUUAAUAUUUAUGUAACUGAUAAUGAGACGGGAAUCUUAAACUUUCUUUUUUCUUUGACUUUUCCUUGGCUUUUUGGACUAUGUUACAUACCAAUUUCUUGAUUAAUAAAUCCUUAGAGAACAAAACAUUUAAACAAAUUGAAUUACAUUGGUUAGAGGCCUUCUACAACUAUCAAAUGUUAUUCCAAUUUUUUUGUUUUCUGAUUCAGCAUUUAGUUAGUACUUUUAAAGCUGUAAUAUAACUUGCAUCUAAAAUUGUCCUAGGGCCCCUGGAUGGCUCAGGUGGUAGAGCAUGCAACUCUUGAUCUCAGGGUGGUGGGUUUGAGCCCCAUACUGGGCAUGGGGCCUGCUUAAAUAAGUAAGUAAAUAAAUAAAACUGUCAGGCUGGCAUGCAACCUAUCCUAUUUCUUUAUUAUUAUUUUUUUACUUAUGUGGGGAGGAAUGGCAGAGAGGGAGGGAGGGAGAGAAUCCCAAGCAGACUCCACUCUUUUGGCAUGGCGUGGAUGUGGGGCUCGAUCCUAUGAACUGCAAGAUCCGUGACAUGAGCUGAAAUCAAGAGUCGGACGCUCAACUGACUGAGCCACGUAGUCUCCCGUACUGUUUUUUGUUUGUUUGUUUGUUUGUUUUUAAAUAAGCUCUACACCCAACGGGGGCUUGGACUCCUGAUCCCAAGAUCAAGAGUCACAUGCUCUACUGACUGAGUCAGCCAGGGGCCUCACAACAUAUACUGAUGGUAAAUACUUACCUGGUGAUAAAUAAUUUUGAGGAAAUGCUUUGAGAGAAAUUCUAUUACUCCAUAUUUUAUACAGAAAUUUCCCAACUAGGGAUUUGGGCUCAGAACUUUUCUGUUAGUUCCAGAACACUGGGGCUUCUCCACUUCAUUUUCUGAGAACUGCUGGGCUUUCCCACUGAGAAAGGAAUGGAAGUGCCCCAGAAACUUCCUAAUUCCAGCACCUUCUCCCUCUGCCGCCUGCCCCCAGGCUUGACAUUUUGCUGUCACUCCUCGCUUUCUAGACAGCUGAAAGUUUCAAGGGACUGAAAUGUUUCUGUCAAAAGGUAGGAACUUAUGUUUUAAAUUGUUUUCAUUGUACUUUAAGUCAUGCCAUAUUAUUUAAACAUCAGUCACGUAAAAAUAAACUUACACUUCACGUCUGAA